UGCUCUGCUGCCUGCUCACUCCCCUCCCCUGAGCUGCUACGCAGACUCCGUCAUCAAAACACAUUGUGGGGCAUGCUGGUUUCGCUCCACUCUCUCUGGAUACUGGACGCUCACAGAAGCUCACCGUGGAGCCAGCCGUCAGGAUGCACCGGCAGGAGAGCACAGCCUCCGAUCCCCCGUCAGAUGUAAGAUGUACUACAAGACAUAUGAUAUCACGUGGUCACUCCUAUGAUGAGCGCACUGCAUGGAACCCAAAGCAUUGUUUGGUGGCGGACUGUCAGAUGCUGUAUCUAAAAGAGGAGGAGGUGACGAGGCGCCCGACAUCAUGCAAGGCCCAUCUUCUGCGGCGGACAAUCAGUGUUCCUGUGGAAACUCAGUUUCCAGAAUUUCACAGCCAGCUUUCUACAGGGAGCGUUAUCCAGGAGAGCAUUCUCUGCAUCACUUAG
Molecule: messenger RNA, 446 nt
Organism: Cynoglossus semilaevis (tongue sole)
Lineage: Eukaryota; Metazoa; Chordata; Actinopteri; Pleuronectiformes; Cynoglossidae
Product: ras/Rap GTPase-activating protein SynGAP
Exons: 4
Coding region: 144-446 (100 amino acids)
Source: RefSeq, a predicted model, not a curated record